Microtus oregoni (creeping vole) is the source of this 3588-nucleotide messenger RNA. RefSeq names its product zinc finger and BTB domain containing 34 (gene Zbtb34). Gene Ontology annotation, molecular function: DNA-binding transcription factor activity, RNA polymerase II-specific; RNA polymerase II cis-regulatory region sequence-specific DNA binding; protein binding. The transcript is spliced from 2 exons. Bases 232 to 1734 code for a protein of 500 amino acids. Gene Ontology annotation, biological process: regulation of transcription by RNA polymerase II. The record is from RefSeq and is a predicted model, not a curated record. Lineage: Eukaryota; Metazoa; Chordata; Mammalia; Rodentia; Cricetidae.
GGCGGAGGGGGCGCCGCGGGCGGGCGAUGUGAACGCGGCGCGCGGCCCAGGUGAAUUGAUGGAGAGAUGGAAGAUGAAAACUAAUCAAGAGGAGGAAUGUUCAGGCAGACCCUAGGAGUGCUAGCUGCCGAGUUGAUGUGAGCUCGUAUUUAUGCUGCUUGUCUUGCUGAGGAGCUCUGGCGAGUUACGGAUGCUCUUUGUCUCUGCAGAUUACGCCUCGUGUCAGUAGAAAUGGACAGCAGCAGUUUCAUUCAGUUCGAUGUGCCUGAGCACAGCAGCACUGUUCUGAGCCAACUAAAUGAGCUCCGCCUGCAAGGGAAGCUAUGUGACAUCAUCGUCCACAUUCAGGGUCAGCCAUUCCGAGCCCACAAAGCUGUCCUCGCGGCCAGCUCCCCGUAUUUCCGGGACCAUUCGGCAUUGAGCACUAUGAGUGGCUUGUCGAUAUCUGUGAUUAAGAACCCCAGCGUAUUUGAGCAGUUGCUGUCCUUCUGUUACACUGGAAGAAUGUCCUUGCAGUUGAAGGAUGUUGUCAGUUUUCUGACCGCAGCCAGCUUCCUUCAGAUGCAGUGUGUCAUUGACAAGUGCACGCAGAUCCUGGAGAGCAUCCACUCAAAGAUCAGUGUGGGAGAUGUUGACUCUGUCACCAUUGGUGCUGAAGAGAAUCCCGAGAGCCGGAAUGGAGUGAAAGAUGGCAGCUUCUUCGCCAAUCCUGUUGAGAUCUCCCCUCCAUAUUGCCCUCAGGUACGGCAGCCUCCAGUCAGCAGCGAUCUCCGGAUGGAGACGACCCCCAACAAAGCCCUUCGGAGCCGCUUACAGGAAGAGGGACACUCAGAUCGGGGGAGCAGUGGCAGCGUGUCUGAGUACGAGAUUCAAAUUGAAGGGGACCACGAGCAAGGGGACUUGUUAGUGAGGGAGAGCCAGAUCACUGAGGUAAAAGUGAAGAUGGAAAAGUCUGAGCGGCCCAGUUGUUCUGACAGCUCCUCCCUGGGUGAUGAUGGCUACCACACAGAAAUGGUUGAUGGGGAGCAAGUUGUGGCAGUGAACGUGGGUGCCUAUGGCUCUGUGCUCCAGCAUGCGUAUCCCUACUCCCAGGCAGCCUCACAGCCUUCCAGCAUGCCAGAAGCUUUUGGAAGUCAGAGUAAUUCCAGCCCAUCCAGGUCCAUGCUGAGCUGCUUCCGAGGCCGUGGUGCCCGCCAGAAGCGUGCUCUGUCUGUUCACCUGCACAGUGACCUGCAGGGUGCAGUGCAAGGAUCUGACAGUGAAGCCAUGAUGAACAAUCCCAGUUAUGAGAGCAGUCCCCGGGAGAGGAGUGCAAGGGGUUACUGGUACCCAUACAAUGAGAGGUUGAUCUGUAUUUACUGUGGGAAGUCCUUUAACCAGAAGGGAAGCCUCGACAGGCACAUGAGACUGCAUAUGGGAAUCACCCCCUUUGUGUGCAAGUUCUGUGGGAAGAAGUAUACACGCAAGGACCAGCUGGAGUACCACAUCCGGGGCCACACUGAUGACAAACCAUUCCGCUGUGAGGUCUGUGGGAAGUGCUUUCCAUUCCAGGGCACCCUCAACCAGCACCUGCGGAAAAACCACCCAGGUGUCACUGAGGUCAGGAGUCGCAUGGAGUCUCCCGAAAGAACAGAUGUGUACAUGGAACAGAAACUUGAAAGUGAUGUGUCAGUCUCAGAAAUGGCUCUAGAUUCCCGAAUGGAAAUCCACACAGUAUCUGAUGCGCCUGACUAAGGUGCUGCAGAGAAAGAGCUCCUGAACAAAGCACAUCAGUCAAUGCAUAGUUGUGAUUUGCUUUGUUGUAAUCUUUGGUUUUCCCCAUCUGGAAAUCUCUUGGUUUCUUGGUAGUUUCUCUGAAGGUUCUGGGUGUGGCACUUGUGUUUACCCUUAUCUCCUCUUCCCUCCCCCAGGAGCUCAAAGCAUGAAGGGCAGCAGAGCCAGGGAGAACACAGACUGAGAGUAUUCCUCCUUGGCUGAUUGCUUCUCCCAACUCUGCCAGUGAUUUAGCUAUGCCAACUGGUCGACCCCACGUUCUCUGCCAAGAGGCGGGCACUCUUUGACUGUGGGUGCUAGCCCCAGUGCAUUUUAAUGGAAAGAGGCUAGGAUGCCGUCAGCUGAUACAAAUGGGUAACCUUUUCUAAUUUAAAAUUAGUUUUAGGGGUAGUUAGACAAUUUAUAUAUAUAUAAUAAAGUGGUUAUUAUAUAUAUAGUAUAUAUACAUUCUCAAAUUGGGGUUUAUUCUGGUUGAGGUGAAUGUAAGAGGAAUAUAUAAUUUAAUACAAUGUGAACAGAGUCUGACUCUGUUUCAACCCCGCCUACUAUGUUAGUUUCCACCCUUUGUUUUCCUUACUGAAGAAUGUCAGUAGAUUUUCACAUACAGUAAUCAUUGUGUCCAAAUGCAAGCAAAGCAAAUCACAGUGUUCAUAGCUCUGCUUCAUAACAAACACAUAAACCAAAUGCCAUAAAACUCCUUCAACUGUAGUAGGAACCAUUUGGAACUUUUGUUUGUUGUCCAGCUGUGCUGGAUGACCUGUGGUGCUGACCUUUCUACACAGUGUAGUGUUAUACUAGCCAACCCCAAAGGAGCAGUGGUUUUCAAGGUUUUUACUACAAAUCUACCUACCUUCAUUCUGUACUGUAGAAGCAUACAUACCAGGUAACUAAUCAGAUCACUCCACCGUGAGUAGUGCUCUCACUAAAGGGCAGGAGUUUGUAGCACUUGCCUACAAAAUUCUCCAGGUAGUGUUGUGCUUUAUCGUUUGUUUUCUUUUGGUUUUUCUCUCUCUCCUCAAACAGCCAGUUCAGGUGCACAACAACUUUUUCUAUGCAGUUCCCAGGGAAGCUGCAGAACUUGGAAUUUGUACUUUUUGUAAAGCUGUACUCUACGGGAAUUGCAAGCAAUAUAUCUAGUCUUAGUAUUGUGUGUGCUAAUGAGAGCCUCAGUGGCUCCUCCACUCUCUCAGUGUUUCUUGCUUAAAGAAAAAAAUGUCAAAACCAUCUAAGAUCCUCAGUGUGUCACCAAAUCUGUGUGUAUGUCUCACCAUUUUUGGUCACGUGGUGCUAUUUUUAUGUUAAGUAUCUUUUAGGUCAGUAUUGUCUAGAAAAUGUGAAACCUACGAAUAGUGAUGACUUAUUUACUUUCCUCUCAAGUUCACAGCUUGAAAAGAACCCUCAAAAGCAUGUGCUGGCAAACGGGUUGUGUCUGAGUUGUAUCUGGUCAGCGCUUUGGAAAAUGUCUGUUUGCUCUUAGGUUCAUACACACCAACAGGCUUCACAAAUGCUCUGGUUCUGUGAACUCAGGCAGAGAGGGCAGUUUGAUAGGCAGUUUACAGGCCAGGUUUGCGGCUGACUGCAGAGACAGCAGCGCUCUAGUCUCUGCCUGAGUACCUGGGCUCUGAGACCCAGACUCAAGCAAAACCCAGAAACUGAGGACCAACCUCAGAGGCUAGGAGCUAAGGAAUACAAAAUAGAUGUUUGCUGAUUUGCCAUGCUUUUUUGGCUCUUAAAAUACCAAGAAUGAUGGGUUUGGGGGGAGGUGUUUUUGUUUAGUUUGUUUGGUGGUUUUGUUUUUUGUUUUGUUUUGCAGGA